GAGUGAAUCGCGACGCUGUGUUGCGAAUGUUGACAUUUCCCGCGAAAUGUCAGCGUGAAUUCGGUUAAUAUUGGUCUCGUACCAAAAUUCUGUGAGGCCUCGAUUUGCCAGAUUCAUCGAUCUGGUAACCGAAUCAUCCUUGUAAACUGCGUUUCCCAUUGGACAUCAUGAGUUCAUCGAUGUCUAUGAGCAAUGCUGGACCGCCGGCCACUGCUACUGGGAUGGAAACGGUGGUAGCGGUCGCCCUGGGCGCGCUUGCGGCAGUCUUCCUCGGUGCCUUUGUAGUUUUGCUGGUCAUCUGCCGUAGGCAACGUUGCUACUACAAUCAAAAGGAUUCUGCAGAGCUGAGUUCCGAUCUGCUCGAAGGUGAGAACACCACUGGCUUGGGAUUGGAUGCGUGGGAGAGUGAAGAAUGGUUGGCAGGUGCUGAAAGGUGGGUGGAUGAUGCUACUGGCCUAGCUCCACCUUGCAUAGCAGUGCUCCGAUCUUGUCACACUCUUGCCGCCAGUCUCACUACUAUUGCUGGAACCGUCAAUAGCAAUACUGUCCCGCUGGAAAUCGUAGAUGUCGCCCGACGUAUACCGCCUCGCGUGGACGAUGUUGUGCGCAGUUUGUAUCCACCAUUGGACGCCAGACUGUUGGAAGCCAGAGUUGCAGCUUUGGUACUGGCCGUAACACAUUUGGCGCUGGUAACCAAGCACGGUGUACCGAAGAGCCAAGCUAGGAAGCUAGCGUUCAUCGAUCAAGCCUUGAAUGACAUGGACACGCAUCUGUUGGUGCUGAGAAACGCGGCACUAGCUCAGGAAGUGGCCUGUUCCAUCCCGGCCUCCACGCCGGUCUGAUGCAUCGACCAAUCCCACACGAUGGAGUUGAAUCUUCUUCGCACAGUAUUUGUAAUCAUCAGGUUACCUAUACCUUCUCACGAUUCUUUCGAUUCAUAUUUACGGUAUUCGAUUACGAUAACGAAACGUUGUCGCGGCAGCAACAAGAACUGUGCAUAACAGGGUUGGUACACGGUAAGGUGUAUCAUGCAGCAAAUGCGCAAAUACGGGACAUCGUUGAUCUCGAAGAAAAAAAAUCUAAAAAUGAGAGCAGCUGAGCUAAGAUUGUUUAGGAAAGAAACUCACUAGUUCUUUAUGACAAGUAUAUCGUUAUUAUAAAAAAAAAUUCGUACAUCGCAACGUCGGUGGUAUGUCCAUGAGAAAUAUAUUUUAAUAUUUUAAUAGUUGUAAAACGCGAUGAAAGUUCACCAAUAAAGGCGUUCCGCAAUAUACAGAGAUAUAUUAAAACAGCGUCUUCCUUGUUAUAUCAUAAUUAUUUAUACACGUACACAGAUAAAAAUGUAUUUUGGAACUAUAUAAUCGAUCGUACCUGCGAAUGUCUGUACACAUAUUAUAUAUUUUAUAUUCUUGAAGUGAAUCAAAUUAGUCUGUAAUUUGUAAUCCGCAGUUUAUAAUAAAGUUGACCA
Messenger RNA from Ooceraea biroi (clonal raider ant), 1468 nucleotides. It is a transcript of the gene Tmem98, whose product is annotated as transmembrane protein 98. NCBI's taxonomy places the organism in Eukaryota, Metazoa, Arthropoda, Insecta, Hymenoptera, Formicidae. The record is from RefSeq and is a predicted model, not a curated record. Gene Ontology annotation, cellular component: endoplasmic reticulum.